Molecule: messenger RNA, 2266 nt
Organism: Dermochelys coriacea (leatherback sea turtle)
Lineage: Eukaryota; Metazoa; Chordata; Testudines; Dermochelyidae
Gene: ZFP36L2
Product: ZFP36 ring finger protein like 2
Exons: 2
Coding region: 723-2066 (447 amino acids)
Molecular function (GO): metal ion binding; mRNA binding
Source: RefSeq, a predicted model, not a curated record
GUUUGCGUUUUGUCUGUCAAGCACUGUGAACGUUUUAAAGGGCUUAGCAAAUCUGAGCACUUGAGUAUUUUUUUUUCCCUAAAUUUGACUAUGUAAGAGGUGGAAUUAACUCCUUUUUGUUGGUGGGGGAGGGUUGCUGCUUUCCAUGUUGGGUGCAUUUCCACGUAAGUUGCCCUGUGAUCAAGUUAACAUUUACGUUGUGACAAUUUGCCUGGUUGGUGUUUCAUCCCUCCCGAACUGAUCUGCAGUUCUCCCGCACAGGGUUAUUCUAAGGAGAUUUGUUGACUAGAAGUUUAUCAAGAGUUGGAGUUGCUGUAUUGCAUUGGGGAGCUUUAAGGUCUCUAAAGCUUUUAGUUGUAAAUGUGCUGAAAUCAGUACCAGAUCUCCCCCAAGGCUUCAAACUCUAGCAAUGGCUAAUGCCAUUGGCUAACUUAGGCUAAUGCUGUGAAGGUGAAGCUUUAGCUGGAGCUGUGUCACCGUUUAAAAGACACUGCUGAGAAGUAAGUUUUUAGUGCCUAGCUCUCAAGCUGCAGGAGAGCCAUUAAGAUGUCCCACGCUCUCCCUGCAGAUGUGCUGCGAGGGGGGCGUUUUACCCCCGCGCAGUCUCAGGGGGCGCUGGCCGCUUGCAGACCUGCUGCCCGUCCGACUCACUUUGCAAACUUUCUCUCUUCCUUUCCCCCUCUUGCUUCCAGAGUGAGAAAACCCUGAGCAACCUGAGCAGCAUGCUGGACAAGAAGGCGGUGGGGACCCCCGUGACCUCGCCCAGCUCCAGCUUCGCGCCGGGCUUUCUGCGAAGGCACUCCACCAGCAACCUGCAGGCUCUGGCCAACAGCUCCAAGUUCCCCAGCUCCUCGGGCUCCAGCUCGUCGUCCUCGUCCUCGUCCUCCUCUUCCUCGUUCGGCAGCCUGAAGGAGACGGGCACGGGCGGCGGGGGAGGCGGCGGGAGCAGCAGCCCCACCGCGCUGCUCAACAAGGAGAACAAGUUCCGGGACCGCUCGUUCAGCGAGAAUGGCGAGCGCAGCCAGCACCUGAUGCAGCAGCUGCAGCAGCAGCAGCAGCAGCAGGCGGGGAAGGGCGGCGGCGGCGGCGGCGGCGGGGCGCCCAUCAACUCCACGCGCUACAAGACGGAGCUGUGCCGGCCCUUCGAGGAGAGCGGCGCCUGCAAGUACGGCGAGAAGUGCCAGUUCGCGCACGGCUUCCACGAGCUGCGCAGCCUCACGCGCCACCCCAAGUACAAGACCGAGCUGUGCCGCACCUUCCACACCAUCGGCUUCUGCCCCUACGGCCCGCGCUGCCACUUCAUCCACAACGCCGACGAGCGCCGCCCCGCGCCCGGAGGGGGCACGGCCGCGCCCGCCCACCCCCACCCCCACCCGCCGCCGCCUCACCCCGCCGGCAGCACCGGGGACCUGCGCGCCUUCGCCCCCCGCGACCCGCCGCUGGGCGGCGGCGGCGGCGGCUUCGGGCCCCAGCGCGGCGCUGGCGAGCGGCCCAAGCUGCACCACAGCCUGAGCUUCUCCGGCUUCUCCGCCCACCACCAGCACGGCUGCGGGCAGCAGCAGCCCGGCGGGCGGCUGGAGGCGGCGCUGCUCGAGAGCCCCGGCGGGUCCCGCACCCCGCCGCCGCCCGCCUCCGCCUCCUACUGCGACGAGCUGCUCUCCCCGCCCUGCGCCAACAACGCCUUCGCCUUCUCGGGCCAGGAGCUGGGCAGCCUCAUCGCGCCGCUCGCCCUCCACAGCCCCGGCUUCGCCGCCAGCCCCGCCGCCGCCGCCGCCGCCGUAGCGGCCGCCGCCUUCUACCGCUGCCAGCAGCCGCCGCCGCCGCCGCCAGGGGGGAGCUGCCCGGCGCCGCCCGCCUCGCCCCCCUUCAGCUUCCAGCCCCUGCGCCGCCUCUCCGAGUCCCCCGUCUUCGACCCGCCGCCCAGCCCCCCGGACUCGCUCUCCGACCGGGAGAGCUACCUGAGCGGCUCCCUCAGCUCCGGCAGCCUGAGCGGCUCCGAGUCCCCCAGCCUGGACUCCGGCAGGCGCCUGCCCAUCUUCAGCCGCCUCUCCGUCUCCGACGACUAGGGGGAGCUGGGCCGGAGAGAGGGGCGGGGCGGGGCGGGGCGCGGAGGGGGGUGCACCCCGCUGAAGGGGGGAGGAUAAACCCCGGGAGCAGAGAGCGCAGCCUUGAGAACUCGCCAAGCUCGCACAGGCCUUCGAUGAUCCUCCUGGGUUUGGUUUGGUUUAAUUGCUGAGCAAGUAAAUUAAAAAGCGAGGAGAGAGGA